AUGUAUGUGCACUGCGCAAAUUUUCAGCCGCCGAUGUCGAAGGCUCGUCUGGCACUUAUCGAUGCUGCAUUCAAGAAGCUUGACAAAACGGGCGAUGGUGUAAUAACAGUGGACGAUAUGAAGGGAGUUUAUCAUGCGGAACGGCAUCCGCAGUACAUUUCGGGUGAAAAAUCCCGAGAUGAUGUCUUCAAUCAAUUUCUCAACAAUUUUGAAGUUGGCGGACAUGUCGAUGGAAAGGUGACGAAGGAAGAAUUCGUGAAUUACUACAGCGGUGUUUCGGCAUCCAUCGACAACGAUGCAUAUUUCGAUUUGAUGAUGCGAAAUGCGUGGAAAUUAUAA
Messenger RNA from Gongylonema pulchrum, 339 nucleotides. The record is from the annotation of a GenBank genome assembly. Lineage: Eukaryota; Metazoa; Nematoda; Chromadorea; Rhabditida; Gongylonematidae.